Messenger RNA from Oryctolagus cuniculus (rabbit), 1008 nucleotides. RefSeq names its product GLI pathogenesis related 1 (gene GLIPR1). The record is from RefSeq and is a predicted model, not a curated record. Gene Ontology annotation, cellular component: extracellular region. Lineage: Eukaryota; Metazoa; Chordata; Mammalia; Lagomorpha; Leporidae.
CAAGUCGUGCUUACCCUUCUCUCAAAGCUGAGUUGGCUAUGCUUUGCAAAGCUGAGAACUCCCAGGGAGACGAGCUCAGGCUCAGAAGUGGCAGCGACUCUGGAUUCCAGCCUCCCAGAGCUCUCUGGCAGACAGACUGAGCAUGGGAGUCAGACUUACCAUCGCGGCAUGCAUGGUUUCUUUUGUCUCCAGUUACUCGUAUACAGCAAGCACUCUGCCAGACAUAGCAAAUGAAGAGUUCAUCAAAGACUGCGUUCACAUUCAUAACAAGCUCCGCUCAGAGGUGAAUCCAACAGCCGGUGACAUGCUUUACAUGACUUGGGACCCAGCACUUGCCAGAAUUGCAAAAGCAUGGGCGAAAAAUUGUCAGUUUGAACACAACUUUCAGCUGAAGCCACCCCAUAAGCUGCACCCAAACUUCACUUCCCUGGGAGAAAAUAUAUGGACCGGCUCUCUUUCCCUCUUCUCUGUGUCUUCAGCUGUCACAAACUGGUAUGAUGAAGUGCAAUACUAUGACUUCAGCACUCGGAAGUGCACAAAAGUCUGCGGCCAUUACACUCAGGUUGUUUGGGCUGAUAGUUACAAAGUCGGCUGUGCAGUGCAGUUUUGCAGUCAAGUUUCUGGCUUACCCAGUUUUUCCAACGUAGCACAUUUUAUAUGCAACUAUGGACCACCUGGAAAUUACCCAACUUGGCCAUAUAAGAAAGGAGCCACUUGCAGUGCCUGCCCCCAAAAUGACAAGUGUUUGGACAAUCUUUGUGUUAACACACAGAGAGACAAUGUCAAACGUUACUACUCAGUUGUAUAUCCAGACUGGCCCAUAACUUCACGUAACAGAUAUACAUCUCUCUUUCUCAUUGUUAAUUCGGUACUUCUCAUACUGUCUGUUGUAAUCACCAUUUGGGUAAAGCACAAAUACCCCAAUUUAGUUCUCUUGGAUUAGUACAAUGCAGGAAACAAACAAAUAAAAAAAAAACCACUCAUUUAUAUGUGGCUUUUUUUUUUAAA